Armigeres subalbatus is the source of this 1529-nucleotide messenger RNA. Its product is annotated as chitinase-3-like protein 1. The record is from RefSeq and is a predicted model, not a curated record. The coding region runs from base 89 to 1498 and encodes 469 amino acids. Gene Ontology annotation, biological process: carbohydrate metabolic process; chitin catabolic process. Gene Ontology annotation, molecular function: chitin binding; chitinase activity. The transcript has 4 exons. Lineage: Eukaryota; Metazoa; Arthropoda; Insecta; Diptera; Culicidae. Gene Ontology annotation, cellular component: extracellular region.
UCACUUGAAGGGUAAACUGAAAACACUUUCAUUCAUUUUUGAUGAAGAGUGCAAGUACUACGUUUUACUACAUCAUAAAGAACUCAUUAUGAACCGUAACGUAUUUUAUUUGAUACUGGUAGUUUUUGUUUCAGUUGCGCCAUAUAUCUGUGCGGAGAAAAAAAUCGUGUGCUACGUCGGAACAUGGGCAGCAUAUCGGCCAGGACGUGGACGUUUCGACAUCGAUCACAUUGAUCCUUUUCUGUGUACUCAUAUUAUCUAUUCGUUCUUUGGCAUCAACACCGAUGGAUCCAUUAGAAUCAUUGAUCCGUACUUGGAUUUAGAAGACAAUUGGGGUCGAGGGCAUAUAAAGCGCUUCAACAGCCUGAAGCAUACGAAUCCAACUUUGAAGACAUUGGCAGCUGUUGGAGGUUGGAAUGAGGGGUCGAAAAAGUUUUCGAUUGUAGCUGCAAGUCCAACUUUGAGGCAAAGGUUUAUCACAGAAAGCGUACAAUUUUGCCGAACACAUAAUUUUGAUGGCAUUGACCUCGACUGGGAGUAUCCUGCGCAGCGCGAUGGAGAUGUAAUCAAUGACAGAGAAAAUCAUGCAAAAUGGCUAGAAGAGAUGCGGCGAGAAUUUGAUCGCCAAGGCUUGAUACUGAGUGCGGCAGUUGGAUCCGUCGAAUAUUCUGCAGGCAUCUCUUACGACAUUCCGCGUGUUGCUGCCGCGUUACAUUUCAUCAAUUUAAUGACCUAUGAUAUGCAUGGUGCAUGGGAUAUCUACACCGGAUUGAAUGCGCCUCUCUACGAAGGACCGUCUGAUGUAUCCAAUUUGGAAAAGCAACUGAACGUGAAUGCCAGCAUCCACUAUUGGCUAUCGCAUGGAGCACCGAAGGAAAAGCUUAUUUUGGGGGUUCCACUAUAUGGGCGUUCAUUCACACUAGCUAAUGCGGUUGAAAAUUCUGUAGGAGCACCAGUCAACGGCCCUGGAAUCGCUGGACCCUACUCCAGGGAACCAGGAGUAAUGGGAUACAAUGAAUUCUGUGAAAAACUUCAGACUGAACAUUGGGAUGUUUAUCAAAGUGUUGAACAACGGGGAAUUUACGCUGUGAAUGGUAAUCAAUGGCUAGGGUUUGAUGAUCCCACAACAAUUCAAUUGAAGAUGGACUAUAUUUUACAAAUGGAUCUUGGAGGGGCCAUGGUGUGGUCAUUGGAGUCUGACGAUUUUCUUGGCGUUUGUCACGUAAAAAAUAAUAUAUUGAUGAAUACAAUAUAUUCCGCCUUGCACAACGGCUUACAACCACCGACAACCGUAACAACAACUUCCACAACAACAUCGGUACCAGGCAAAUGUGCGGAGGAUGGUUUUUACUCUGAUCCGGAAUCAUGCCAAAAAUUCUUCGUUUGUUCAAACGGAAACAUUUUCCAUUUAUCCUGCCCUAGUGGGUUGGUUUUUGACCUACUAAAUCAAAUAUGCAACUGGCCUGAACUAGUUGAUUGUGACAGAAAAGAUCGGUAGAAUAUUUGAAAAAUAUAUAAAAUAAAAUGAA